Balaenoptera musculus (blue whale) is the source of this 2456-nucleotide messenger RNA. Its product is annotated as cytochrome b ascorbate-dependent protein 3. Lineage: Eukaryota; Metazoa; Chordata; Mammalia; Artiodactyla; Balaenopteridae. The transcript has 8 exons. Bases 361 to 1089 code for a protein of 242 amino acids. The record is from RefSeq and is a predicted model, not a curated record. Gene Ontology annotation, molecular function: oxidoreductase activity. Gene Ontology annotation, cellular component: lysosomal membrane.
UAGAGCGGCUGUGACUGGUGAUAGCGGGCGUUUCUGAGAGUCUCUCACUCCAUCUCCCAGGAGCCUCGGGAGCGGCGGGUCCGGCGCCGGGUGGCAAGAGGCGGGUCUUGGAGACCACAGUACCCCUGCGUUCCACUGUGGUUCGGGGGUGGUGGAAGGAAGCUCUUUGGAAAGCACAGAAGCUCUUCGGAAGUCGCAGUCAGCAGGUGGAGCCCCUCGCCUUAAUUUGCACCCAAGAUGAGAAGACUGAGUCCUACAAAUGUUAAGUGAUUUGCUCAAGGAGCCUCAGAGCAUAAGAAUUGGAGUCCAGGCCACCACUCUGUCAGCCUGCAACUAGGUAUAAAGGAGUGCUUGAUCAGAAUGGCUGUGGGAUGGUUUUAUCUGUCUGUCAUGGUGCUGUGCUCCCUGGGCUCGAUGUGCAUCCUCUCCACCAUCUAUUGGAUGCGGUACUGGCAAGGUGGCUUUGCCUGGGAUGGCACCAUGCUCAUGUUCAACUGGCACCCGGUGCUCAUGGUUACGGGCAUGGUGGUGGUCUACAGUGCUGCAUCGCUGGUCUACCGCCUGCCCCAGUCAUGGGUAGGGCCCAAGCUGCCCUGGAAAUUCGGCCACGCAGCCAUGCACCUGCUGGCCUUCAUCCUGACUGUACUGGGGCUGCACGCCGUCUUUGACUUCCACAACCAGAGAAAGAUCCCCAAUCUCUACUCCCUGCACAGCUGGCUGGGCAUCACCACCGUCUUCCUCUUCGCCUGUCAGUGGUCCUUGGGCUUUGCGGUCUUCCUGCUGCCCUGGGCGUCCGUGCAGCUGCGCAGCCUCCUUAAACCCAUCCAUGUCUUCUUUGGAGCCUCCAUUCUCUCUCUGGCCAUUGCAUCUGUCAUUUCCGGCAUUAAUGAGAAGCUUUUCUUCAGUCUGAAAAAUGGCACCAACUCGUACUCCAGCCUGCCCAGUGAGGCCGUCUUUGCCAACUGCUCUGGGAUGCUGGUGGUGGUCUUCGGGCUGCUGGUGCUCUAUAUCCUACUGGCUUCGUCUUGGAAACGCCCAGAGCUGGGGAUGCAGGCCGAAAGACAGGCCCUGUUGCACGGCGGGGAGUGAAGCAGGAAGGGGCUGCCAGGAGCAGUCGGUGGUGCGGUCUGGACUCCUUCAGCUCUGCUCUCCCUGGGGCUCUCGUCCAGUCUCCCCUCGCCUCUGUGGUGGACCUGCUCUCUCCCCAGCUUGCUGCCCACAUGCUUUCCUUGGUGUCUUUGGCUUCUCCACCUCUUCUUGGCACUGACUUCUCAGGUUGUUCGUUUACCCCAGGCCCUCCUUGCCCUGGCUGCUCACGCCGCUCCUGCUCGUAUGAAGUCAAGCUCAUUUCCCCUCGCACCCCUAGGGGUGUGGUAGAGAAUCCCGAGAGCUCAGAUGACCUGGGAAUCAAGUGCAAUCCAUACCGUGAAAAGUGAGGGAGCCGAUGCUUCCUCGGCUUUCCCUUGAAGUUUAGGCCGCUGCCCCGGGCCAGGCUUCAUCUGCUCUGUUACCUCCAUCCAGCCCAUCUGGACACGAGGCUGGGCGGGAACACGGUGAGGCGAUGGAAGGACAGGGGAGAACGGCAGAGCUGCUUCUGCAGAGGGGAAGCUGAGGAGCUGGCCGCUCGCUGUUGUUUCCCGUCGCUGCACUCUGUGUCGACGUGUGUUGUGUGUGCCCUUCUAGCUGCUGCUACAACUGGGGCCUGGAUCCUGGCCCUUCCCUAUGACGGACGGGCUGUCAGACAGCCUUAUGAGCCCUGGUAACCUGCUCUCCCACGAACAGCCUGUCCCACGGAGGAGUAGCAGGGGUGCCUCGAGCCUCCUUUCCUUUCCCUCAUCGGGUCCAGGCUUGCCUGCCUGUCCCCGGGCAGGUUCAACCUUGCUGUCUCGGCAGGGCACUUGCUCAGCUAUUUUCACUCUCCAGCUUGCCACGAAACGUGCCAAAGUCGUGGUGCAUUGUACCCAGCAGAGCCCUGGGAGCUAGGCCACCUCCAGAGGCGUUCCUCACUGAGCAUCCAAGUGCCUCACUUGCCCCCACGAUGGCUACGUGCCUGGCACACCCAGUCUCGGGUGUGAUGCCAGAGUGUGCCGCUGCUCUUCCGACGAGACUGUGGUGGCGUCUUGCUCCUCUCCUAAGUGUUGGCACUGCCCUCUCCAAACAAGCCCUGCCAGGUCCCAGGCUCCAUACUGCUGUGCUUAGGUGACAAGCAGCAUGACACCUGGGGUCCCGAGUGGGCCUUACUCCCUGGCAGGGGCCACGAGGCUGACUGUCCACCCCACCCACAUGGCCAGAUGCUGGCAGGAGGACUAUGACAGAACUUCUCAAGUGGCUGAAGCCCUCAAAAGCCACUGGGAUGACUGCCAGGCACCUUGGUCAUAGGACCAGCUCCCCCUCUUUCCGCAUGGGUAGGCAUUUCACUUACGAAGCUUGAUUUUCAUUAAACGUGUUUUUAAGAA